Molecule: messenger RNA, 598 nt
Organism: Drosophila subobscura
Lineage: Eukaryota; Metazoa; Arthropoda; Insecta; Diptera; Drosophilidae
Gene: Taf10
Product: transcription initiation factor TFIID subunit 10
Exons: 2
Coding region: 62-565 (167 amino acids)
Biological process (GO): transcription initiation at RNA polymerase II promoter
Cellular component (GO): nucleus; transcription factor TFIID complex; SAGA complex
Molecular function (GO): promoter-specific chromatin binding; RNA polymerase II general transcription initiation factor activity
Source: RefSeq, a predicted model, not a curated record
UCUGGCAGCGCGGCCGUGUCAUCAUAACAAACAAGAAAUAAAUAAUAAUAAACAAUUAAUUAUGGCUUCUGAUGGAGAGGAUAUGAAUGUAACACCUGCAGAAUCUCUGGCCUCUGCGACUGACACGGAGGAUGAGGAGCCGCCGUUAAGCCCCAAGCAUCUCUCUGACCAGGAAUCGGAGGAUGACUUGGAAGUUGAGGAGGGGCCAGCCUCGUCCGAAGAAGCUGAUUUGGAUGAGCUGCUCCGACAGCUAGAGGAUUACACGCCCACGAUACCCGAUGCCCUGACGGUCAACAUGCUUAAAUCUGCUGGAUUCGCAAAGGUGGACCCGCAGAUUGUGCGUUUGGUGUCUGUGUCGGCGCAAAAGUUCAUAUCGGACAUAGCCAAUGAUGCACUGCAGCACUGCAAGACCCGCACCACCAACAUUCAGCACUCCAGUGGACACAGCUCCAGCAAGGACAAGAAGAACCCCAAGGAUCGCAAGUAUACAUUGGCCAUGGAGGAUUUGGUUCCAGCUCUAGCCGAUCACGGCAUAACCAUGCGGAAGCCCCAAUACUUUGUUUAGUUUAUUGUACCUAAUAUAUAUGUAUGUAUUUAA